Messenger RNA from Nymphaea colorata (pocket water lily), 2941 nucleotides. Its product is annotated as endoglucanase 25-like. NCBI's taxonomy places the organism in Eukaryota, Viridiplantae, Streptophyta, Magnoliopsida, Nymphaeales, Nymphaeaceae. The transcript is spliced from 6 exons. The record is from RefSeq and is a predicted model, not a curated record. Gene Ontology annotation, molecular function: hydrolase activity, hydrolyzing O-glycosyl compounds. The coding region runs from base 799 to 2658 and encodes 619 amino acids. Gene Ontology annotation, biological process: carbohydrate metabolic process.
CCAGAGAAGAGGGAGAGGAAGAGGGAGAGAGACAGAGAGAGUUGCUUUGCUUCUACUCUCUUCUUCUACCCUCUUCUUCUCUUCUUGAACUCUGCCUUCUCCGUUCACUGUAUUCAUUUCUUUGAGGUGCUCCUCCAGCCAACUACAAGUUUUCUUUUCUGGCGUUUCCCCGCUAGAAAACGAAGCUGUUUGCGGCAUUGCACAAGCAUGUGGCCUGUGCUUGCCAAAUAGUACAGCAAAAUCUGAGAGAGGGAGUGUGUGUUGCUUUGCUUGCUAACUUGAACUCUGCCCGUUCAUCCAUUUCCAGCCUCGUCAAGCCAACUAGUUUUCCGGCAUUCCCAUGCCAGUGAAAGAAGCUAUUCUAGGUACUGCCUCCUGAGGAAUAUCUUGACUAUUACUGUACCACAGUACCAGUCCGUGCUUCUCUCGCCGGAAAACAGAGACAAGUUACGAAUAUUUUCGGUUUUUUAACCUGUCGAGGAAACAGCGAAGAGACACCUAAAAAUCCUUUCUUUCUGCUACCAGAUGACCUGCUUGAACUCCAUCCUCAUUUUUAUCAGAACCUUACUUGAAAGCUGCAGAACACCCCGUUUUUUCUUGCCGGAAAAUCCUGAAAGACAUCACCUUUUCCCCUUCUAAUGCCCACAGAACACUCUGUUCCUUCGUCCCCACUAAGAAAUCAACUUUCUUCAGCGGGAAAAAUCGAGUUUUGGCUGCAUUGUCAUAAGGAAAGCAUCGAACAAGCUUAGAAACUUGGUUCGUUUUUAGCCACAUAUUGCCGGAAACGUCUGGUAAACAAUGAGCAUGUAUGGCAGAGACCCCUGGGGAGGCCCCCUGGAGAUUCACGCAGACUCGGCGACGGACGACGACCGGAGCCGGAACCUGCAGGACUACGACCGAGCCGUCCUCUCGCGGCAGCUGGACGAGACUCAACAGAGCUGGCUUCUCGGACCCAGCGAGCAGAAGAAGAAGAAGAAGUACGUGGAUAUCGGCUGCAUGCUUGUCAGCCAGAAGCUCUUCGUCUGGAUGGUGGGGGCUAUCGCCGUCAGCGCUCUGCUCGCCGGAUUCAUCACCCUCAUUGUGAAGACGCUGCCGCGGCACCACCGUCCUCCGCCUGCGCCGGACAACUAUACGCUGGCUCUCCACAAGGCGCUCAUGUUCUUCAAUGGUCAGAAAUCUGGGAAACUUCCCAAACAUAAUAAUGUAUCAUGGAGAGGGAAUUCUGGAAUGAGAGAUGGAUUAUCAGAUGAUUCUUUUCAUAAGAAUCUGGUUGGAGGCUUUUAUGAUGCUGGAGAUGCAAUCAAAUUCAACUUUCCACAAUCAUUUGCCUUGACAAUGCUGAGCUGGAGUGUGAUUGAGUACAGAGCAAAGUAUGAAGCUGCUGGUGAACUUGAUCAUGUUAAGGAGUUGAUCAAAUGGGGAACAGAUUAUCUUCUCAAGACUUUUAACUCUUCUGCAGAUACUAUAGAUGUUAUUGCUGCUCAGGUUGGUGCUGGAGACACUUCAAAGGGUCCUAAUCCUAAUGACAUUUACUGUUGGAUGAGGCCAGAGGAUAUCAACUACCCACGGCCUGUAUACCAGUGCCAUGGGUGCUCUGACCUGGCUGCCGAGAUGGCUGCAGCUCUGGCUGCUGCAUCUAUUGUUUUCAAAGGCAAUGAGAAGUAUUCCAAGAAACUUGUCCAUGGUGCCCGAACAUUGUUUAAAUUCUCUAGAGAUCAAAGAGGCCGAUACAGUCAAGGAGAUACUGACCCUUCACACUUUUAUAAUUCCACUGGUUAUUAUGAUGAGUAUGUAUGGGGUGCUGCAUGGAUGUACUAUGCAACUGGAAAUGUUUCUUACCUUCAAUUAGCCACCACCACAGGCAUUGCUACACAUGCUGGAGCAUUUUCUGGUGGCCCUGAUUAUGGUGUUCUUAGUUGGAAUAACAAACUUCCUGGUGCACAGGUCUUGUUAACUAGGUUAAGGCUACUCCUAAGUCCUGGCUAUCCAUAUGAAGAGAUGUUGAGGACUUACCACAACCAGACAAAUAUCAUCAUGUGUUCAUAUCUGCCGAUGUUCAAUAGCUUCAACUGGACUAAAGGAGGUCUGAUUCAGCUGAACCAUGGCAGGCCACAGCCUCUUCCCUAUGUUGUUAAUGCAGCCUUCCUUGCUUCAGUUUACAGUGAUUACCUUGAUGCAGCGGAUACUCCAGGCUGGUACUGUGGUCCCAACUUCUUUUCUACAGAUGUCCUACGGAAGUUUGCAAGAUCACAGAUUGAUUACAUUCUUGGCAAAAACCCCAGGAAGAUGAGCUAUGUUGUUGGUUUUGGCAAUCAUUAUCCCAAACAUGUUCAUCAUCGGGGCGCAUCGAUACCCAAGGACAGGACCAGGUAUAACUGCAAAGGUGGACGGAAGUGGCUCUACAGUCCGAAGCCCAACCCGCACACAAUAGUUGGUGCCAUGGUUAGUGGACCUGAUAGGCAUGACGCCUUCCAUGAUGUUCGCACCAAUGCCAACUACACAGAGCCGACUCUCGCUGGCAAUGCUGGGCUGGUUGCUGCACUGAUCUCUCUGUCUGCACAGGAGAAUGCUUAUGGAAUCGACAAGAACACAAUAUUCUCUGCAGUUCCUCCGCUGAGUGCUACUACACCGCCACCUCCUGCACCUUGGAAGCCUUGAGAGAAGCUCUGGCUCCCACUGGCUCUGCUAAGCUGUACGCUACUGUUAUAAUGCUUCUGUUGCUGAAAACUUUUGUUUGUAACCUUAGUUGACCCUCCAGAGAACAAAUCCAACUUGGGGAAGUUCUGGGGAAGUUCACAACCUUGUGUUCUUUUGUAGCAUAUGUUCUGUUGUAUUGAUUGAUUGCUUGUGUUUUUGAUCUCAAGCUGACAUACUGAUGUAUUAACCGUUUAACCACUUGUGCCCAAGGGAAUUGCUUUUGGCAUUGUGUUGCUGUAGUGAA